Molecule: messenger RNA, 1159 nt
Organism: Dendronephthya gigantea
Lineage: Eukaryota; Metazoa; Cnidaria; Anthozoa; Malacalcyonacea; Nephtheidae
Product: GTP-binding nuclear protein Ran-like
Exons: 4
Coding region: 186-839 (217 amino acids)
Biological process (GO): ribosomal subunit export from nucleus; protein import into nucleus
Cellular component (GO): cytoplasm; nucleus
Molecular function (GO): GTP binding; GTPase activity
Source: RefSeq, a predicted model, not a curated record
UUCAAUUUUUCAUUGCCUGGUUUGAACCAGUUCGAAGCAGUUGACAGCGAGUGGACUUUUUUCAGUUUGAAUCCUUGCCAAUCCUUAAGAAUUUCUUCAUAUCAUUUUACCAAGAAAGCCUUAUUGUAUCGACACGAAACUCAUUUGAAGUUUAAGCAAAGUUUUUAAUUUCGAAAUCACCUACAAUGCAACCUCAGAAGCCAGUGCCGGUGGCUACGUUCAAGUUGGUUCUCGUCGGUGAUGGCGGUACUGGGAAGACUACGUUCGUCAAACGACAUAUGACCGGCGAAUUCGAAAAGAAAUAUGUUGCCACACUUGGUGUUGAAGUUCAUCCCCUAGACUUCAACACCAACCGAGGGUUGAUCCGAUUCAAUGUCUGGGACACAGCUGGACAGGAGAAGUUCGGAGGGUUGCGUGAUGGUUAUUACAUCCAAGGACAGUGUGGUAUAAUCAUGUUCGAUGUCACAUCACGAGUCACAUAUAAGAACGUCCCCAGUUGGCACAGAGAUUUGGAAAGAGUUUGUCAAUGCAUUCCAAUCGUACUCUGUGGAAACAAAACAGAUGUCAAAGACAGAAAAGUCAAGGCAAAAGCUAUCACUUUCCAUAGAAAAAAGAAUCUCCAGUACUAUGACAUCAGUGCAAAAAGUAACUACAACUUUGAGAAACCGUUUUUAUGGCUGGCUAGAAAACUCACAGGAGACCCAAACCUAGAGUUUACAGAAAUGCCUGCCCUGCUACCGCCGGAAAUCGUCAUGGAUGCUGCGCAAAAGAAGCAAGUUGAAGCCGACCUGUUGGAAGCCCAGAAAACAGCGCUUCCUGAUGAUGAGGAUGACUUGUAAACAUUUAGAUAUUGAACAUUCGUUUUCAAGGGGAGUCAUUUCUAUGAAGCGAUAUAUUGAAUACAAUAUAACGUUAUACAAAAAAUCAACAUUCAAUAUUUGCACCAUUUUGCUAAAGUAAAUGGGCAUCUUUAAAAUGUAAUAAAUUUUGAAUAUAGAGAGUUUUACAGUUCCCAAAACGUUAGUUUCACCCCUGUAACUCUAAGCUACUUUGUGCUUUUUCUGUUUGCCUUUAUUUAUUUUCAAACUAGUAAAUUUUGAGCAAUGUUUUUUUUUUUUUUAAUUUGCUAGUUAAAGAAAUAAAGGAAGUGUAUUGUUAA